This is a messenger RNA of Stylophora pistillata, 1659 nucleotides long. RefSeq lists its product as uncharacterized. Gene Ontology annotation, cellular component: cytoplasm. Gene Ontology annotation, molecular function: protein binding; catalytic activity. NCBI's taxonomy places the organism in Eukaryota, Metazoa, Cnidaria, Anthozoa, Scleractinia, Pocilloporidae. The record is from RefSeq and is a predicted model, not a curated record. Gene Ontology annotation, biological process: nucleoside metabolic process.
UCCAACAUGGCUGAGGAGCGAGUCGGGUGUGGUUGAGCUCUUCUUCGAAAGACCAGCUCGACGUUUCCAAGCGGACGAUUCUCUCCAAGGAGACAGGUCUUCAUGGCUUGUGCUACUCUAUCAAAUCUUUCUACUAAAGAAGCUUCUAAUUUCAUCCAGCUGUGUCGCCUUCUUGUUGAUGUUGGAUCACGUGUGUUAAGGGAGAUCUUUGACAGUAAAUGUCUUCCAGGAAACCUUCACACAGUUCUGGCUGAUCCUCAAAACAAAGAAAAAUUACUAUCACUGAGAAAGAAGAGAGUCCUGAGUCCCUCACAGUGGUUCAAACUGUAUCCUACUUGCCAAUCUCGAGUUUCCUCAAGGGAAUUAAAAAUAUCCCUACUACUUCUCCUGUGGAGGAAUAUCUUUGGUUUGACUUUCCCUACCAGUAGCAGCGAUAAGUUUCCUCCUGUAACAGACACCUCUCCAGAAGCUGACAUCACUCGAAUCAAGGUCUUAAGAGACGGAGUUUACAGUCACGCUUCCAGUGGUUCGGUUGAUGAUUCAACUUUCAGUUCUUACUGGAAUGACAUCAAAGACAUCUUUUUGCGCCUUGGAGGGACCCACUAUCAGUAUUACAUUGAUGAUAUCAAACUUAAUUGUGUGGAUGCCGAUCUUGAAGAAUAUUAUCAAGAGCUUCUGAGUAAGUGGUUCAAGGAUGAAGACUGCAUUGCAGACAAAUCAAGUGAAGAAACAAUUUUGAAAAAGACCAUUUCUGACAACAAUUCAUGGGAGACAGAGACAGAAGUGAUGCUAGCCCAAAAUGAAUCAGCACAGAGUGAUAAUGCCAGCCCACCAAAGCUUAGUAAGAAAAUUCCAUCAAUGAGUGAUCUUCCACAUAUUUAUUAUCCUUGGAAGAAUGUUGAACUGCCAGUUGAUAUUCUGUUAUUAACAGUGGAGGACUGUGAGUUCAGAAGCUGCUUUGCCUUUCUGAAGGAACCCUUUAAGAGUUACCACAACAGUAUUGGCUAUGUGUUCUUUGGCUGCAUGGGUGAUGAUCAAGGAAGAAAAGUGAAAAUUGCUUUAAUGAGGUGCUCCAAAGGUCCUGAUGUUCCCAGGGGUUCAUUGUCUGUGUCCAAAGAUGCCAUCUCGCUACUGAGACCCAAGGCUACUUUUUCUGUGGGUGCAUGCAGUGGUUUGAACAGCAGAAAGGUCAAGUUAGGAGAUGUGGUUGUUUGUGCAAAGCUAAUAACAGCUGCACACCAAACUCCCCCCAGCAGUGAUAUUGGUAACCUGAUCAGACAUGUGGCUGAUGGGUGGAAGGCACCUUUACAAAAUGCUGAUGAAUAUAAUAUCAAAGUGCACUGUGAUGGAGUGGUUCUGAGUAUCUCAGAGGCAAACAAGGACAUGAUUGGCCAAUAUCCUAAAGCAAUUGCAGUUGAAAUGGAAGGUGGAGGUGUAUUUGCUGCUGCCCAUGAUUUUAAGACAGAAUGGGCAGUAGUCAAGGGCAUCAAAGACUUUGCAAAUGAAACUUCAAGUGAGGAAUGGGAACAAAUUGCAUGUGUGAUGGCGGCAUCUGUUGUGGCCAACAUUUUGAGUGAUCCAGUCAUAUUCCAAGACUGGCCUCACUUUCAUGCAGGUACCAAUGAAUUACCCUCUGAAGGUAAGUUCGACAUGUUCUGA